Molecule: messenger RNA, 4729 nt
Organism: Condylura cristata (star-nosed mole)
Lineage: Eukaryota; Metazoa; Chordata; Mammalia; Eulipotyphla; Talpidae
Gene: SMARCC2
Product: SWI/SNF related, matrix associated, actin dependent regulator of chromatin, subfamily c, member 2
Exons: 30
Biological process (GO): positive regulation of DNA-templated transcription
Cellular component (GO): npBAF complex; SWI/SNF complex; nBAF complex
Molecular function (GO): histone binding; nucleosomal DNA binding
Source: RefSeq, a predicted model, not a curated record
UGUGCCAACGAGGCCCCGCGUCUCGUUGCACCCGCCUUGGCUGGGGUCGGAGCUGCGGCACUGCCCGUCGCUAGCCCCCACCGCGCCCCCGGGAGCAGUAAGUACAUACAGGCCGAACCACCCACCAACAAGUCCCUGUCCAGCCUGGUUGUGCAGUUGCUGCAGUUUCAGGAAGAAGUUUUUGGCAAACAUGUCAGCAACGCACCGCUCACCAAACUGCCGAUCAAAUGUUUCCUAGAUUUCAAAGCAGGAGGCUCCCUGUGCCACAUUCUUGCAGCUGCCUACAAAUUCAAGAGCGACCAGGGAUGGCGGCGCUACGACUUCCAGAACCCAUCACGCAUGGACCGGAACGUGGAGAUGUUCAUGACCAUUGAGAAGUCGUUGGUACAGAAUAAUUGCCUAUCGCGACCUAACAUUUUUCUGUGCCCAGAAAUUGAACCUAAACUGCUAGGGAAAUUAAAGGACAUUAUCAAGCGCCACCAGGGAACAGUCACCGAGGAUAAAAACAAUGCCUCCCACGUCGUGUAUCCUGUCCCCGGGAACCUGGAGGAAGAGGAGUGGGUCCGACCGGUCAUGAAGAGGGACAAACAGGUUCUUCUGCACUGGGGCUAUUACCCUGACAGUUACGAUACCUGGAUCCCAGCCAGUGAGAUCGAAGCAUCCGUGGAAGAUGCGCCCACUCCCGAGAAGCCUAGGAAGGUUCACGCCAAGUGGAUCCUGGACACUGACACCUUCAACGAAUGGAUGACGGAGGAGGACUAUGAAGUGAACGACGACAAAAAUCCCGUCUCCCGCCGAAAGAAGAUUUCAGCCAAGACGUUGACAGAUGAGGUGAACAGCCCAGAUUCAGAUCGACGGGACAAGAAGGGGGGGAACUACAAGAAGAGGAAGCGCUCCCCCUCUCCUUCGCCAACUCCAGAAGCUAAGAAGAAAAACGCUAAGAAAGGUCCCUCGACACCUUACACCAAAUCAAAGCGUGGGCACAGGGAAGAGGAGCAAGAAGACCUGACAAAGGACAUGGACGAGCCCUCACCAGUCCCAAACGUGGAGGAGGUGACGUUGCCCAAAGCAGUCAACACCAAGAAGGACUCCGAGUCAGCCCCGGUCAAAGGCGGCACCAUGACCGACCUGGACGAGCAGGAGGACGAGAGCAUGGACACCACCGGCAAGGAUGAGGAUGAGAACAGCACGGGGACCAAGGGGGAGCAGGCCAAGAACCCAGACCUGCAUGAGGACAACGUGACCGAGCAGACGCACCACAUCAUCAUCCCCAGCUACGCCGCCUGGUUCGACUAUAACAGUGUUCACGCCAUCGAGCGCAGGGCUCUCCCCGAGUUCUUCAACGGCAAGAACAAAUCCAAGACGCCAGAAAUCUACCUGGCCUAUCGAAACUUCAUGAUUGACACUUACCGGCUGAACCCCCAAGAGUAUCUCACCUCCACCGCCUGCCGCCGGAACCUGGCAGGCGAUGUCUGCGCCAUCAUGAGGGUCCACGCCUUCCUGGAGCAGUGGGGUCUUAUUAACUACCAGGUGGAUGCUGAGAGUCGACCAACCCCAAUGGGGCCCCCCCCCACCUCCCACUUUCAUGUCUUGGCGGACACACCAUCAGGGCUGGUGCCGCUGCAGCCCAAGACCCCCCAGGGCCGCCAGGUCGAUGCUGAUGCCAAGGCUGGGCGAAAGGGCAAAGAGCUGGAUGACCUGGUGCCAGAGACGGCUAAGGGCAAGCCAGAGCUGCAGACAUCUGCUUCCCAGCAAAUGCUCAACUUCCCUGACAAAGGCAAAGAGAAGCCAGCCGACAUGCAGAACUUCGGGCUCCGCACCGACAUGUACACCAAGAAGAACGUCCCUUCCAAGAGCAAGGCAGCAGCCAGUGCCACACGGGAGUGGACAGAACAGGAGACGCUGCUGCUCCUGGAGGCGCUGGAGAUGUACAAGGACGACUGGAACAAGGUGUCGGAGCACGUGGGCAGCCGCACCCAGGACGAGUGCAUCCUGCAUUUUCUUCGUCUUCCCAUUGAAGACCCGUACCUGGAGGACUCGGAGGCCUCGCUGGGCCCCCUGGCCUACCAGCCCAUCCCCUUCAGCCAAUCAGGCAACCCUGUCAUGAGCACGGUGGCCUUCCUGGCGUCUGUCGUUGACCCCCGAGUCGCCUCUGCCGCGGCCAAGUCAGCCCUAGUGGAAGAAGCAGCCAAAGUGACCGGCAGGGCGGACCCCGCCUUCGGCCUGGAGAGCAGCGGCAUCGCGGGGACCACGUCCGACGAGCCCGAGCGCGUCGAGGAGAGCGGGACUGAAGAGGCGCGGACGGAGGGCCAGGCCGCAGAGGAGAAGAAGGAGCCCAAGGAGCCCCGAGAAGGAGCGGGGGCUGGAGAGGAGGAAGCAAAGGAGAAGAGCAGCGAGGCUCCCAAGAAGGAGGAAGAGAAGGGGAAGGAAGGCGACAGCGAGAAGGAGUCAGAGAAGAGCGAGGGGGACCCGGCAGUUGACCCUGAGAAAGAGAAGGAGCCACAGGACGGGCAGGAGGAGGUGCUGAAGGAAGUGGCCGAGGCAGAGGGCGAGAGGAAGACGAAGGUGGAGCGCGACAUCGGCGAGGGCAACCUCUCCACCGCCGCCGCCGCCGCCCUGGCCGCCGCCGCCGUGAAGGCCAAGCACUUGGCUGCGGUGGAGGAGAGGAAGAUCAAGUCGCUGGUGGCCCUGCUGGUAGAGACCCAGAUGAAGAAGCUGGAGAUCAAGCUCCGGCACUUCGAAGAGCUGGAGACGAUCAUGGACCGGGAGCGGGAAGCCCUGGAGUACCAGCGGCAGCAGCUCCUGGCGGACAGACAGGCCUUCCACAUGGAGCAGCUCAAGUACGCGGAGAUGCGGGCCCGGCAGCAGCACUUCCAGCAGAUGCACCAGCAGCAGCCGCCGCCGCAGGCCCUGCCGCCAGGCUCCCAGCCCAUCCCGCCCCCCGGCGCCCCCGCGCCCGCUGGCGGCGGGGCCCCUCCUGGCAGCCUGGGCCCGACCGAGCAGAUGGGGCAGGCAGGAUCCACUGCGGUGCCACAGCAACAGCCACCCGCUGGAGCCCCCCAGCCUGGGGCGGUCCCACCAGGGGUACCCCCCCCUGGACCCCAUGGCCCCUCACCGUUCCCCAACCAACAAACUCCUCCCUCAAUGAUGCCAGGGGCAGUGCCAGGCAGCGGGCACCCAGGCAUGGCGGGUAAUGCUCCUUUGGGUUUGCCUUUCGGCAUGCCGCCUCCUCCUCCUCCAUCCGUCAUCCCAUUCGGUAGUCUAGCCGACUCCAUCGGCAUUAACCUCCCCCCGCCCCCUAACCUGCAUGGGCAUCACCACCACCUCCCGUUUGGCCCGGGCACCCUCCCCCCACCUAACCUGCCUGUGUCCAUGGCGAACCCCCUGCACCCUAACCUGCCGGCGACCACCACCACGCCAUCUUCCUUGCCUCUCGGGCCGGGGCUCGGAUCCGCCGCAGCCCAGAGCCCUGCCAUUGUGGCAGCCGUUCAGGGCAGCCUCCUGCCCAGUGCCAGCCCACUGCCAGACCCAGGCACGCCCUUGCCUCCAGACCCCACGGCCCCAAGCCCAGGCGCGGUCACCCCCGUGCCGCCCCCACAGUGAGGAGCCAGCCAGACAACUCUCCCUCACCCCCCGUGGAAAGCAAGGCUCCAGGAACAGCCCUCCCCCGCAGGGGAGCCUCACUACGUAAGGAAAGCUCCUGCCCCAGCCCACCGCGGAUCGCCCCAGGACUUGUGUAAAAGAUGUUUCUGAUGAGUCUGCAGGGAGAGGCCAGGCGCAGCCCUCAGGAAGCGCUGGGGGAGUGUGCGUACAAGGCUCCCACUGACCACUUCUGGGGUGCACCCCUCAAAACUACUGCAUUUUGUACGGCUAACGUAAGCCCUUCAAAAGGGAGUAGACACAAAAAAGCCACAUUGGAGCUCUCCGCCCACUAAAAAAUCCUGCUUUUACGAUUGAGGAGGGAGGUGUUUUAGGAAAGGGGAAUUAGGGUUCGGGGGUAGAAUAGGGCUCAGAAUCUGCCUUGUGCAGGCCCUUGUUAGUGACGAGUCCAUUCCCGAACCCCAGCCACCAGCCCACCCCAUUUAUCCCUACUAAUGUCUCCUGCUGCUGCCCCGUGUCGCUUCCGGCCACCCCCGCUCGGCCCGUGGCCCUGGCCCCGCUGAGCGUCAUUUGUGUGUUUCUGAAAGCCACCUGCAUAGUCAUGUGGACGUAGUGUAUUCGGUGGGGGACUUAUUUGGGGACCCUGUGGUAGGUGAGCGAGGAAGAGGGUACGCGGGCUGCUCCUCCCCUCCCGGCUGGUCAGUGGCUCCGAGGAGGCUUGGCAAGGGAGCAGGGAGGGGUGGGGAGUUGUAAAAGUCUGGAAUUUUAAGAAGCACUUAAGCACCUCCUUGCGGCAGGGUGGGCCACCCCUCGGGCCUCUCCCCUCCACCAGCGCCAUCGGGACCUUGACUGGUAGUCAGGGGUCCCCUGGGUGAGGACUCGGACCAGGGAGGGGGGGCGCCCAGCUGCGUGGUGGCCUCCGGGGCGGCAGGGCUCCGCCCCAGGAUCCCAGCGCCCCCCCAAGCCAGGCCGGCGCCAGAGCUCCUGGGCCCUGCAGGCCCGUGUCCCUCACGGCCCUUCCUCCCUUUGCGUCUUGGCACUCUUCUGUUGAAGUUUCUGUAAAUGUUCUCUUUUUUCUUUCCUUUUUUUUUUAUAAAUUAAUUUGCUUUCAGUUACACCUGUGGAUGCC